Molecule: messenger RNA, 1274 nt
Organism: Pygocentrus nattereri (red-bellied piranha)
Lineage: Eukaryota; Metazoa; Chordata; Actinopteri; Characiformes; Serrasalmidae
Product: MKRN2 opposite strand protein
Exons: 4
Coding region: 199-885 (228 amino acids)
Source: RefSeq, a predicted model, not a curated record
AAAGUAGCUGUGAAAAAGGACACUGCUGUUCCAUAGGUGUAGGGUUAGCUGCAACCUGAUAGGCUCGUUACAAAUGACCAGUGGACGUCAGACUGUUGAAACACACCUGUUGGCCUCCACUGCGUCCGGCACCAGACUGCCAGAAUGAAGCAGGAGGUUGUGGAGAGAAGUCUGAGGUGCUAGCCGCUCCCAUGGUUGAUGCCGAUGGAUAAGAGUGUGAUCAAGUUCAGUCACUGUGACAAGGACAUCUUUUGUUUCUUCGUCCCAGAGCAAUGCCCUGAAUGUGGAGUGAGCUUCAGUGGCAGGAGGCUAGAGGAAGCCCCGAUCAGUGUACCCAACCCUUUCUCCAAUGGACACAAAGCACCAUGUGCUUUCCUUGUUGCCCCAACAGAAGAAAAUAUCCUCAGAGAAUUCGAUGGUGGAUCAGAUCUGCACACUGGAAUUACUGACACAAAGGGAGUGGUAUACAACUACACCAAGACUGGGGUGCGCCGAGAUCAUCAAGGCUGGGAGCGGUGCAUUAGCAUUCCUUUAGUUCAACCAGAUAUGUACAAUCUCAUCAAUCAAUGGGAUCAAUACCUGGAGAAAUUCUCCUCUGCUCAAAUGUGGGAUCCACUAUGGCAAAGCUUUAACGAGGAGAACCACAACUGCUACAGCUACACUCUGAUGUUCAUAAACUGCGUCCUGGCCACCCAGUCAAAACGAGCCCUCAGCAAAGAUGAGUUUACACAGACUUUUGUUCUGCCACGUGUAAAAAGGGCAUCCAAGUACAGCAUGCUGUGUCGGGAGAUUUCCCAGAACCAUUUCUAUAUCGUAGACAGUCCAAAGAGAAACUCACAGGAAGGUCAAAGUGAUGAAGAAGAAGAUCAUAAGAAUAAUUUGUGAACUGGUGCACAUGGUCUAACAAUGGUAGGAUUUAUCCAACAGAAAGGUCUGUGAGCAUGACAAUUGCCUCAAGUAUUUAUUAGUGGUGUUUUCUUAUUCAUAAGGGAUCUUGUAUCAACGCUGUGCUUCAAUAAACAUUCAUGGGUCUUGACAUAUCUAUAUGCCUGGAUCUACACACUUGGCUUUCUUUGUGUGACGAUAUCCUCCACCUACUUACUGACAAUAAGCUAAGCCUUACAUGAGACUCACUGCAUUGUCUGAGGUCGCACCCUGUUUAAUUAGUUUUGGCCACUAUCACUUUACCUAUUGUUUCCUUCAGGUAAUCCAUGUAUAGCUAUGCCUUGAAUCAACAUUAUUCAAAAGAUACAAAUGCAAGGAAACCGCAUGAA